Drosophila erecta is the source of this 682-nucleotide messenger RNA. RefSeq names its product collagen alpha-1(V) chain. The coding region runs from base 6 to 677 and encodes 223 amino acids. The transcript has a single exon. The record is from RefSeq and is a predicted model, not a curated record. Lineage: Eukaryota; Metazoa; Arthropoda; Insecta; Diptera; Drosophilidae.
ACAGCAUGCCGUCGAAUCCGAAAGUUCGCUUUGGGAACUGGAUUAUUCUGCUGGCGGCACUCCUGUGUGUUCCUGGGCUAGUCUAUGCCAAGGAUGAUGCCUCUGUGCCCCGUCUUAUCACCCUUCAAGCUGGUAGUCCCGCUCCAGCGCCGCCACAAGAAGUGAUCAUAGAGGAGGAUCACGAUCAUCAUCAUCCGCAACACUAUCAGCCGAGCUAUUCGUAUCCGUAUCCCCAGCCGCAGCCCUGUCGUUGUCCGCCCGGUCCUCCGGGUCCUCCUGGUCCACCUGGACACCCUGGACAGAAGGGCUAUCCCGGGCCCAAAGGAUCCAAGGGUGAUCCUGGUGAGAAGGGGUCGAAAGGAGAAAGGGGCCACCCAGGUAUGCCUGGAAUGCCUGGCCAACCUGGUCCUCAGGGUCCUCCUGGAUAUCCCGGAGGUUCAUAUCCACCGUAUCCCUAUCCUCCUCCUCCUCCUCCUCUUCCACCACAUGGACAUGGAGGCCCAAAAGGACACCAUAGGCACUACGAUCGCUACUAUGAUGAGGAGGACUAUGACUACGCAAAUGAGCGUUCGUUUGGUCUAAUAAAAGCCGAAGAAUUCGACGACCAGCCCUUCAUUUUAGCCUUCAGUGAACGCAGAAAUCCGUUUAGACCAAAAAUCAAUAAAAGGCGAAAUUGAAAGAA